Molecule: messenger RNA, 498 nt
Organism: Penaeus chinensis
Lineage: Eukaryota; Metazoa; Arthropoda; Malacostraca; Decapoda; Penaeidae
Exons: 3
Coding region: 1-498 (165 amino acids)
Cellular component (GO): extracellular matrix
Source: RefSeq, a predicted model, not a curated record
AUGCAGGGUCACAGCCACUUGUCUGUCAGGGUCAAGGGCGACUGCGGCGACCACAGGUGUAUAUAUACGACGAGACACGAGAUGGUCACAGAGCACAUCCCACUCUACCUCCGUCAUGACAGCCAUUCAGUUUUCUUAAGUUAUUGUGGACAGCGAAGUGUUCAUGACUCAGACCAGGACCUUAUCUGUGAGCAGGUGAUCCUCGCGUUGGCUCUUUCCGCCUCCGUCCUCUGCGACGACCUCGGAGGCUUGCUUCACGGAAAAGGCAUCCACCAUGCCCCAGCCCACUACGCCUUCAACUACGGGGUUCAAGACGCCUACUUCGGCACCAACUUCGGCCACGCGGAGUCUCGCGACGGCUACAACACGGAGGGCGUGUUCUACGUGCACCUCCCCGACGGGCGCCUCCAGACGGUCAAGUACUACGCGGACGAGCACGGCUUCCACCCCGAGGUCACGUACUCGGGCGUCGCGCACCACGCCGCCGGUUACCACUAG